CAUUAUAUAAUGAUAUCGACAUGACGUCCAAAAAGAAGGCUCUUAAAAAGGAAGAAGCUAUACCUAGUUGGAUUUCCGAAUCGCACAGCUUUUUUGGGCAUGUGAUUCAAGAAACUAUCGACAGUCUUAGUGUGGAUAACUUGCUCAGUAGAUCUGAGAAAAAAUCGCUUCCCAGUUUGGAGUCUCUUUGGCGGAAAAAUUACAAUCUUGAAAAGCGAAAGCCUGAUUCUAAUCCAGUGCCUUUGCCAAUACCGGAGCCUAAAAAGCGUCGCACUACUACACAUAAAAAACCUAAGUCACUUCUUAAAUCGCACCAACAAUUAGAUGAUGCAUGCGUCAUUUUGGAGGAACUUCAGGAUGACGAAAUUGUUGUUAACCAAAUCUGCGUGCCGCCACUAAAGCCGCAUUGGCGGUGCCGCCGCAUCAAUAUAGAGGUACCAGCAUUUGUUGUUAAGAAAAAUUUAAUUGAGCAGUUGUUGACCUGGGACCUGCUAUGCGAAAUUAUGGAGCAGCAGAUUGAUGUGGCUACCGAUGCUCUGCAAAAAUGUGUCGAUAAAAUGCUAAAAUCUUUGCAAAGUUAAGUUAUGUAACAUGUAAGCUCAAUCUCAAUUAUCUUUGGCAAUUAAUGUACUUAUUCAUAUAUGUAUGCACAUAAGCAUAUACAUAUAUCUAUAUACAUACACAUACAUUUUCAAUAUUUACAUACAUAUAUAUUUACAUACAUACAUAUAUACAAGUAUGUGUAUGUAUGUGUAUGAGAUUUAGGAUUAGGUCCAUAAGCUUACAGUUCAGA
Messenger RNA from Scaptodrosophila lebanonensis, 793 nucleotides. RefSeq names its product moonshiner. The record is from RefSeq and is a predicted model, not a curated record. Lineage: Eukaryota; Metazoa; Arthropoda; Insecta; Diptera; Drosophilidae. The coding region runs from base 21 to 581 and encodes 186 amino acids. The transcript has a single exon.